GUUGUUGUUGUUGGAGCCUCUGCGAGUUUCACGUGAAAUUAUAUUUUGCUUUCUUCGCUCAGACGUCUCCAUUACCCCCAACAUGGUGCGGAGUGGCAAAGGCUCCCCGCUUCCUCCAGCCUCCUUGCAGCUGCUGGUUCCUCCUGUGAGGCUCAUGUCUGCCUUCGUGUGGAAAGCGGUGCAGCAGGACAGCGCCGUCCAGUACGAGAAGCUGCUGGACUUCAUCGACCUGGUCACCGAGAUCGUGCCGGAGCUUCUCAGUCCCAGUCAGAAGGGUCAGCUCGUCCUGGGCCUCAGAGCGAGGUUUGUCCUGGAGUUGUGCCGGGGCAACGGUGUAGCUAACAUCAAGGCGAUCCAAGGCCACCUGGAUAAAAUCCACACCUGCUGCCUGGAACUGAGCAACAAUGAACACAUGGAAAGCUCUGAUAUUCUGAAGACUUCCUAUAGUAACUUUGCAAGCUUGGUGCAGAACAUUUUGAAUGUUCCCUUAGAAAAGGAACUGUUCUUCCAAGAGGUUUUUCCUGAUCAUUAUGGAUUGGCCUUCAACCAGCGGAUCCAACAGCUUGUAUCUUUGCUUCUGUCAAGACUGGAGCAGCUGUUGCCUAUACCAGACCUGCAGCAGGUAUGCUCAAAGUCUCUACAGAAGAGGAGUAGUCAUGUAUCUGCAUUUGCCAGUGCCUAUAUGCAGUUUUUCAGUAUGAAAACCUUGGAUAAAAAUACACAAUUUAUAUUGCAGUAUCAAGAAAAAAACGUCUCCUCAAAUAGCCAGCCUGCAGUACGCUGCUUACUGCUUAUGGUUUGCAAAAUGCUGCUUUGUUGUGAUGAUGUUCUUUUAGCUUCCACACCACAACUCUGUGAUUUUCACAAUUGGAUUACUUCCCAACAAAACUGUCUUUCUUAGAGUUAAUGGAAAACUAUAAUAGUCUUAGCUUUAGCUAGCUGACAUAUACUGUAUGCACAAGAACAAGGUGGGAGCAUAGGCUUAGGCCUUUGCUGGCAUCUAAUUGAAAAAAAAUCUAGGAAAAACAAUGACAGAAAAUUU
This is a messenger RNA of Poeciliopsis prolifica (blackstripe livebearer), 1042 nucleotides long. RefSeq lists its product as uncharacterized. The coding region runs from base 83 to 901 and encodes 272 amino acids. The record is from RefSeq and is a predicted model, not a curated record. Gene Ontology annotation, molecular function: telomeric repeat DNA binding. Gene Ontology annotation, cellular component: shelterin complex. Gene Ontology annotation, biological process: regulation of telomere maintenance via telomere lengthening; telomere capping. The transcript has 5 exons. Lineage: Eukaryota; Metazoa; Chordata; Actinopteri; Cyprinodontiformes; Poeciliidae.